Oryzias melastigma (Indian medaka) is the source of this 3074-nucleotide messenger RNA. RefSeq names its product IGF-like family receptor 1 (gene igflr1). The transcript is spliced from 7 exons. Lineage: Eukaryota; Metazoa; Chordata; Actinopteri; Beloniformes; Adrianichthyidae. The record is from RefSeq and is a predicted model, not a curated record. Bases 819 to 1748 code for a protein of 309 amino acids. Gene Ontology annotation, molecular function: protein binding.
UGGACUGGCGAACCUUCUAGGGUGGCACCGACGACCUUGUUGACCCCGAAAGAAAUUAAGCGGGUUUAGAAAACUGACAACCCUUGGAGGUGAGGCGCUGAAAUCUAAUAGGAGAGCGAUUAAACAGAUGGAUGACAGGAAGUGGGGGAGUGGUUUCUCUGUGCUAACAGUCCCAACCACAACUCAGAGGUGAAUUUCCUAUGAAAUCCUACAGCUCUGCAGAAACAACUGCACUUGUUGUUGUUUUUUUUUCGGCGAAGAACAGCAUAAUCAUACUUGAAACACCACUGCAAAUGCUGGACUUUAAGGCACAAACAGGUAGUGAUAUCAUUGAAUUAUUUCUAAAAUUUGACAUCUUAUGUUCUAAAAGAGUUCCUUUAGUCUCACACAUUUACUGGUGUCUCAAAAUUGUGCAAUUUUUAAAAUAAAAAUAAUAAAAAUAAAUGUGUUUUUGAUCCUUUCACUUGUAAUGGCCACCCACUCUAGUGUUUUUUCAUCCUCUCAAAGUCUUCUGCAUCCCCCAAAAUGUUCUAGCUCCGCCCCCCGGUACAUUAAGGAUUUUUUUUUUUCUGCACAUGCGCUCAAGCAAGCUAAGUUUGCAAGGGAAAGUUGGGAGUUUGCGCUCGUUUAAUUUUUGCUUUCACACAUUUUACAUCUCAUAAGGUAAAAAAAAACACUAUGGGGGACUAAAGUUUGAAUAUGUUCAGCUACAAACCAUAGCAGAAUAGUUUACAGCUCUACCUUUAUUGGAUGCAGCAGCAGCAGCGGCGGCAGACAGAGGCGCAGAGCUCUGCCAGCAGCAUCGAUCAUCUUCAAUAAUGGGUCAUUCUCACCAUUGCCUGGAUCUUACCACUUUUUGGAAUGGGGCAAAGUGUGUUCCUUGCCAAUUAAGGCCAGGAUUUGAAGUUACUCCAAACUGUGGAAGAGACGACAACGGAGGUCGUCACGAGCUCGCUUUCAAAGAGUGUGCUCGCGGCACUUUCAACGACGGCUCGCGAGCCCAAUGUCGAGCUUGUUCCUCUUGUGGCCCCAAAAGUUUCCCCGAGAGAAACUGCACUACAACCGCUGACACAAAAUGUCAAGAACCAAACGUCACGACAGUUCCACUCACGACAAUCCAAGAUUUCACACCAGUUGAAGUUCCCAAAGAUGUCUCUGCUGCAGUGUGGGUGGUCCCGCUGUCCAUCCUUUGUGUGAUACUCUUGGUCUUCUCUGCAGUCUUAUUAAAGAGACACAAAGGAGGUUUGUGUGUGUUAGUAAAGCAAAAACAAAUAUUCCAAUUUUGUUACUUUACAAUAGCAGUUGUAACUCGUGGCAGGAUGUGCUGCAAAAGAAGAUCAAAGUAUGACAAGCCAGACUUCUUCUCUGGUUCUACCUCAACUGGUCAGAGUGAUCCAGAAGAAAUUCUCAGUGAGGACGAUGUCCUAUCAGCCCCGGUACAGACGCUGCUGGACGAUCUGGAUGUUCUGGAGCAGCUGGUGAUUCUGUUGGACCCAGAAACCCAAGGAAGAAAGAACACAAAGCAUCUUGCCUCCCUCUGCUCCUUUCCCUCCACCUGGGUCACCUACACUUACUCCAUGAGGGAGAGCAAAAGCCCCCUAAAGGCCGUGCUGGAGGGGGUUUCCAGCAGGCACCCGGACUGGACGGUGGGCCACAUGGUCAAGUUUCUCAAACAAAUGGACCGCAAUGAUGCCGUUGCUGUUCUCGGCAAGCUUAAACCGUGUACCUACACCCAGAAUUAUGUUUAACUUUUUAAAAAUAUAUAUAUAUAACGGAUUUCGAAAGUGGUACAUUCAGACUUCCAGCUUUUCAAAAUGUUAUAAAACCGAGCGUUGAAAGAGAAUCUUUCUUAUCUUUUUGCAUUUGCAUUUAGCUACUGCGUAUAAUAAUGUAGCUUCUUUUAUCUGUAUGACCUUUUAAAACAAACUGUGGUGUUCAGCAAUGAUUACAUUUUUAAAGAUUUUUUUUCCAACUGUAAUAACUUUUUAAGCUUUUUCUAAAAAAAAAUAAAAAAAAAAACAGUUUUUGAAGGCUGAUCUAAAUCUUUAAACAUGAAAACAAAAAAAGUCAACUUGCUCUGCCGUUUUACAUUCCGUUACUUUAGGACAAACAGGUUGUGCAACAGCAACUUUUGAAUGUUCUUUUACAGGCACCACACACUGAUCUACAAUCAAUUUUCUAUAUGUUUUAAAAAGUAUGUACAUUUAUCAAAUAUAAUAAAAAAAACUAUUACUUUGAGAACGUUUUCUUCAUUUUUUAUGAAAAAAAAGACACUUCUUCAAACAUCUUAACAUCUUUAUUAGGCAAAUAAAAUUAUAAAUAAAAAAAGUGCAUAGAAAAUUAAACAGGUUUAGAAAUAUGUAUACAAAUAUUUACAAACUCAGGGUUUAGUUUGUACAUGGUAACAAAGACUUAAAUUUAAAGAGCACAUAUUUUAAUCAUCUGUAUGUCUUUUACACUUUAAAAUAACCCUAUUAUUUAUAUAUAUUUAUAUAUAUAUAUAUGUGUGUGUUUAUAUAACAUUACAGGUUUUUUUGUUUAACAGAUCCUGGGAGAUGGUCGUAUUCAACGUUUGACUAGUGCUUCUGCAUCCUUCAUUGCACGCACACACACACACAAAGUAACAAACACACUUACAGACAGACAGAAUAGGAAUUUAAAACCAAGCUCUUUUUUUUUCUUUUAAAUCAUCCUCUUUUUGCAUCAGUAUCCCCAAACAUCUGUCUGAACAGCUGAGGUAGAAUCCUUGCAAGGAGUUGGGAGUGACUGCUCUUGUUGUCGAUGAGAUGAUUGACACGAGUUUAUCUGGGCUCCACCCCAGUGAUUGGACAUGCAGAAGGCAAAAUGAAAUUAAAAAUAAAAUAAAACACAAUGGGAUUUUUGUUCUAAAAAAAUGCCUUGGGAAGAGUUGGGGAGUGGAUAAAUAGAGGUCUGAUUUUACUUCUGGCUGAUCCUAUGACCAUCGACCACUUAAGAAAAGAAAGUUAAAAUAAAAAUCCUUAAAAAAAGAGCACAUCAGAAAGGCUUAAAUGUGACAACAGCCUCAAACAGGAAAUAAUUCAAGUAAAAAAAAA